Haemonchus placei is the source of this 525-nucleotide messenger RNA. Lineage: Eukaryota; Metazoa; Nematoda; Chromadorea; Rhabditida; Trichostrongylidae. The record is from the annotation of a GenBank genome assembly.
AUGGCGCUCAUCGCUCCUGCCGUGCAGAUUAUCUCGAAAGUACUGUUUUAUCGAAAGUUCUUUGAAACGUUGAUAUACUUCAAUGCAGUGGCACUUGUCUGCAGUAAGAGGAUCGAUGAGUUUUUGCAAGCUGAUGAGUUAGUUCGGCAAAAGCAGAACAUCGAAGACGAGAUGGUUCCGAUUACACUAGACAACUGUUUCUUUUCGUGGGGCAAAGAGAAGGAGCACCUUAAAGAUAUAACAUUGAAGGUUCUGCAAGGAGAAUUUCAUGCUAUUGUCGGAUCUCUUGGUAGCGGAAAAUCGUCUUUAUUGUCGGCAAUUCUUGGAGAAAUGACGCAGCUGGAUGGUACUAGGAAAAUUUGUGGCACAAUCGCUUAUGUGCCACAAACUGCGUGGAUACUGAAUCAAACGGUGCGGGCCAAUAUACUCUAUGGUAUGGACUACGACAGGAAUAAAUACGAUCGGGUAUGGUUCAUUAAAGUGGCGCUCAUAGUGCAGUACAAGGUGCCCUUCGCUGCUUGUUAA